Molecule: messenger RNA, 2347 nt
Organism: Rhododendron vialii
Lineage: Eukaryota; Viridiplantae; Streptophyta; Magnoliopsida; Ericales; Ericaceae
Product: probable glucan 1,3-beta-glucosidase A
Exons: 11
Coding region: 484-2109 (541 amino acids)
Biological process (GO): carbohydrate metabolic process; cell migration; establishment or maintenance of cell polarity
Cellular component (GO): cytoplasm; actin cytoskeleton
Molecular function (GO): hydrolase activity, hydrolyzing O-glycosyl compounds; actin filament binding
Source: RefSeq, a predicted model, not a curated record
CUGUACCAUAUUACCAUUUUAGCAUGAGACAUGUGAACCCACAGAGGAAUCCCAGGCGAUCCUGUCUGUGAAGCAGCAGCAUAAGACAAACCAAUGGAUAAGGGGUGGUGGAAUGGAACCCCACCACCGCUUUACACCAUUUUUCUCCCAUUUUGCCAAACAUAAAAGCAUUCCUUUUCUCACUUUUGUUUUCUCAACCAAUCAAGAAUCAUAGCCCCAAACGAAUACGGGAAUACCCCAAAAUCUCCUAACCAAAGCCACCUUUGCUGUUCCUAUGAACACUUUUUCCUUUCCAUUACUUGCACCUGGAGUUUCCUUUUUUCUGUUCUUUAAUACUGUUUUUGACCCUGUGUUUUGCCAUUGUCUAUUGUCCAAGAUUGCCUCCACAGUUUAACAAUAUAAUAGAGAAAUCAACCCAUCAAGAUCUUGAAUUAAUUCUUCAUGGUUUCUUCAAAAGGUAUAUAGUAUAUUUUGGCUGUUCUGAUGUUAUCGUGGGCUGCAUUUUACAUGGAACUUGUUCUCUGCAAAUGGGUAUUUGCAUUUGUUCUUAGUUGUUGGCUCAUUUUCUCUGUUGCAUGCUCAGUGGAGGGAGUACAUGGAGAUUCAAAAGUAAGAGGAGUGAACUUGGGUGGAUGGUUGGUUGUGGAAGGAUGGAUUAAGCCUUCUCUUUUUGAUGGUAUUCCCAAUGGAGACAUGCUUGAUGGAACAGAGGUCCAACUCAAAUCAGUGACGUUGCAGAAGUAUGUGAGUGCAGAGAACGGGGGCGGGAUGAAUGUUGCAGUUGACAGAGACAUUCCUUCUUCAUGGGAAACCUUUAGGUUGUGGAGAGUAUCUGAGACAGAAUUUCAGUUUCGCACCUCUCAAGGCCAAUUCCUGACUUGUGAUGGCAAUGGGGGCUCCGUCUCUGCUACAGCAGAAUCACCAUCAAGAACAGAAACGUUUUAUGUCGAACAAAAUAACAAGGGUAGAAUUCACCUUAAACUUAUGAGUGGGAUCUAUCUUCAGGCUACUUCAAUAGCAAACCAACUCACAGCAGACUAUCCAGGGACACCGGGAUGGGAUGAUAAUGCAGCCACUUUUGAUAUGACGAUUGUAGCAAAUAACUUGCAUGGAGAUUACCAGUUUGCCAAUGGUUAUGGUCAUGAUAAGGCAAAAGAAGUGCUAAAGAAGCACCGAAACAGCUUUAUCACUGUGGAAGACUUCAAUUUUCUGAAUCGGCACGGAAUAAAUACUGUGAGGAUUCCCGUUGGCUGGUGGAUAGCUUUCGAUCAUAAUCCACCGGCUCCUUUUAUUAGCGGUAGUUUGGAAGCUCUCGAUAGUGCGUUCUCAUGGGCACAAUCUUAUAACAUAAAGUGUAUAAUUGACCUUCAUGCGGCUCCGGGCUCUCAAAAUGGGAAUGAACAUAGUGCAAGUAGAGAUGGUUCAACUGGGUGGUCUACAUCUCCAGAUAGCAUCUCACAAACAUUGGACGUUAUAGAAUUUCUAGCUUCCAGGUAUGCCAAACAUCCUGCCUUGCUGGGAAUUGAACUACUAAACGAACCAUCGGCAGCCAAUGUUCAGCUGGAUAUCCUAAUUUCAUAUUACAAACAAGGGUAUCAAAUUGUUCGGAAAUACUCAUCAACUGCUUAUGUGAUUGUUUGCCAAAGAAUCGGGAAUGCAGAUCCGCUCGAACUUUAUCAGGCUAACAUAGGCUCGUCAAACAUAGUGUUGGAUUUGCAUUACUACAAUCUCUUUGACACUUUCUUCGUCAACAUGAGCUCUAUAGACAAUAUCCAGUUCAUUUAUAAGAGCAGAGAAGCACAAUUACAGGCUCUAAACGGUGCAAAUGGUCCACUUGUUUUUAUCGGGGAGUGGGUGAAUGAAUGGAAUGUGUUAAAUGGAACUCAAAGGGAUUAUCAAGAUUUCGGGCGAGCCCAAUUAGAGGUCUAUAAUGCAGCUUCCUUCGGAUGGGCUUAUUGGACGCUAAAAAAUGACAGAAAGCACUGGGAUUUUGAAUGGAACGUUCAGAACAAUUAUCUUGAACUGGGGCAUUCAUCGGAUGUGAAAACGUCAAAUGUUUUAGCGUUGCUUGGACUGGUGUGCAGCUGCAUCUUUCUGUGUAUAUUGUGAAAGAUUGACGUCGCCUCUCAAUUCAAGAAGAAAAUCUAAAUACAGAUGUUCCUUGGCCUCUGCAACUCGACCAUUGCUCUCUUAUGUUGCGAAAACGUAAUGUUGUAAGAGCAAAGAGAUGCAAUUCACACAAAACCUGAAUGAUGCUAUGAAAGCAUUGGGGCUACAAUUUCUUGCACUCUCAAAUAAUACAAGGAGGAAAUUUUGUAUGUGGUUUCUCCAAUGUGAAUUUGAUCUU